Molecule: messenger RNA, 660 nt
Organism: Rhodotorula graminis WP1
Lineage: Eukaryota; Fungi; Basidiomycota; Microbotryomycetes; Sporidiobolales; Sporidiobolaceae
Exons: 1
Coding region: 1-660 (219 amino acids)
Biological process (GO): translation
Cellular component (GO): ribosome
Molecular function (GO): structural constituent of ribosome
Source: RefSeq, a predicted model, not a curated record
AUGAACUCGCUCGUGUCGUCCCUCCGCACCGCCUUGCGCCCAACUGCCACCAGGGCCAUCAUCUCGCGCGCACCCUACUCGACCCACCCGUCCCCCUCUGCCGACUCGGGCCCCGUCGCCUCGACCUCGUCCGCCUCCCCCUCCUCCUCCUCCUCCUCCUCCUCCAAGUCGGGCAUCAACGCCCUCGACAGCGUCAUCGCCGGCAUCAAGAACUCGAAGAAGAAGGCCACAUCGUCCUCCUCGAGAGCCUCUCCACCCCGUCCCUCGGCCGCCGACCUCUUCGCGUCGCACCGCGGCUCGGCCCACGCCGCCGCCUCGCGCUUCCUGUUCGACUCGACCCCGUCGGCAAAGUCGCAGACGCCCCGCCCGGCCACCCCGGAAGAGACGUGGCGCCACACGCCGGCCGUCCCGUACUCGCUCCCCGUCACGACCACCUCGGCGCGCUCGUUCGCCGUGCGCGACGGCAACGUCGCCCGCGCGUACCGCACCCUCAACCGCGUCCUCAACGACAACAACGUCCGCCGCGAGCUCAAGCGCCAGGAGCGCUUCGAGACCCCGAGCAACAAGCGCGUCCGCCUCAACUCGGAGCGCCACCGCCGCAGGUUCAAGGUCGCCGUCGGCAAGUCGGUCUCGCUCGCGCUCCGCACAAAGGACCUGUAG